CCCCCUCGUGCGCCGAGACGUGAGGACGCCGGCGUCGUAGGCUGAGGUGGCAGCUGUCCCGCAGUCAUGGAGCUGCCGCAGAUGCCGGAGCUGAUGGGGCUGUCCCUCCUAGUGGGGCUGCUGGCCCUGGUGGCCACGGCGGCUGUGGCUCGGGGCUGGCUGCGGGCCGAGGAGAAGCCCAGCCAGCCGGUCUGUCAGAAAGAAAACGAAUCCAAGAAGUCAGGAUCCAAGAAGCAGAAACAGAAUCAGCGGGUUCGUAAAGAGAAGCCUCAGCAGCACAACUUCACGCACCCACUUCUGGCCGCAGCACUGAAGAGCCACAGUGGAAAUAUAUCUUGCAUGGACUUCAGUAGCAACGGCAAGUAUCUGGCUACCUGUGCAGAUGACCGCACUGUCCGUAUCUGGAGCACCAAAGAUUUCCUUCAGCGGGAACACCGCAGCAUGAGAGCCAAUGUGGAGCUGGACCAUGCCACCUUGGUGCGCUUCAGCCCUGACUGCAGAGCCUUUGUUGUUUGGCUGGCCAACGGGGACACUCUCCGUGUUUUUAAGAUGACCAAGAAAGAAGAUGGGGGCUUUGCGUUCACAGCCACCCCAGAGGAUUUCCCUAAAAAACACAAGGCACCCAUUAUCAACAUCGGCAUUGCUGACACAGGGAAGUUCAUCAUGACCGCUUCCAGUGACACGACUGUCCUCAUAUGGAAUCUGAAAGGGCAGGUGCUGUCCACAAUCAACACCAACCAGAUGAACAAUAGUCACGCUGUUAUCUCCCCAUGUAGCAGGUUUGUGGGUUCAUGUGGCUUCACCCCAGAUGUGAAGGUCUGGGAGGUCUGCUUCGGGAAGAAAGGAGAGUUCCAGGAGGUGCUACGAGCCUUUGAACUGAAGGGUCACUCUGCAUCUGUCCACUCUUUCGCUUUCUCCAAUGACUCUCGUAGGAUGGCCUCUGUCUCCAAGGAUGGCACAUGGAAGCUAUGGGACACGGAUGUGGAAUACAAGAAGCAGCAGGACCCCUAUUUGCUACGGACAGGCCGCUUUGAAGAGGCAAGCACCAUGGCUUGCCGCCUGGCACUCUCCCCUGACACCCAUGUCCUGGCUUUGGCCACUGGUACCAAUAUUCAUCUCUUCAACACGCGACGCGGGGAGAAGGAGGAAUACUUCGAGGGUGUCCAUGGGGAGUGUAUUGCUGACUUGACUUUUGACAUCACUGGCCGCUUCCUGGCCUCCUGUGGGGACCGUGCAGUGCGGCUCUUCCACAACACCCCUGGCCACCGGGCUGUAGUGGAGGAGAUGCAGGGCCUCCUGAAGCGGGCAUCCAGUGAAAGCACCCGCCAGAGGCUGCAACAACAGCUGACCCAGGCCCAAGAGGCCCUAAAGAGCCUGGGUGCCCUGAAGAAGUGACUCUGGCUCUGGAUGGGUUUGGCUGCCUGCCCUAGCAGCUGCUGCUUCCCAGGUCCUCCUCGGAUGGAGACCUGGAGGAACCUCCCAGUUUUCCUGGUGGCCCCUACUUUUUCCUAUUGAAACUAUUCUUGCAUACUCAUAUCUUUCUCUCCCUGUCUCUCUCUUCUUGUUUGACUCUUCCCAGACUGAAAGGUUGCUGUUUUCUCACAGGCCCUAGGGGUAGAAUCUGUCUUCACCUAGCACUGAGAAGAGAAGGAGAGAGAAGACAGACAGAACAAAGCCUUUGAUGCUUUGGCAAAAGACCCUGACAUCCAAAGAAGUUUGUCAGUGUAGAGGUAAAACCCAAGGGUCUGCAGGGACAAGUUGCUGUUUUUAUGAGAGUUCAGAAGUUUUAUGAAGUUCAGAGAGUUAUGAGUGUUUUAUAAUGCUGCACGAUGAGCCUCUGUCUGGACCAGGCUCCUGAUAGCAGCAGGAGUAAUUAAGAACUGGUCUUUGUUGGCAUUGGUCUGUAAUCUCAGCACUCUAGAGGCAAAAGCAAGAGGAUUAGGGGUUCAAGGCCAGCUAGGACUACAUAGUGAAUUCUAGGUCCUCCUGGGCUCCAUAUGGAGAGAAACCUUGAGGAGAUUGUUUUUCCCUGGGCUUCCGUUUUCUUAUUUGUAAAAUGGGGAACGAUGCUCUCUGUGGCCUUUCUGCACAGAUGCUGUGAGGCUAAGAGUGUUGACAGUGUUCUCACGAAUGGAGCAUACCAGUGCUGUCCAGUGUCAUUACUACCAGAUAAACAUGGGACGCAAACGGUGCUCUGCACGUAAACUAGAAAGACCCACAGCCCUUGUGAAGGCCGAGCUUCCUAGGGCUCUGCUUGCUCAAUCAUCUUGAUAAAUAUGGUGGUUUGGGUCACGUGCCUUGAGAAGUAAUGCCAUCUCAAGAUGCUGCUCCUCUCUCUUGGAGACUUCUUGAACUCAUCACUUCAGUGCCUGCUUCAUGGGACUAGCUGGUGAUGCUGGCUAACACAGACAAGACUAGGCCUGCUGCCAAGGGUAAAAGCUGGUGGGAGGACUUAGAGGCUGGUGUCUGUGACGUGCUUUUUGUUCAUUUACAGCUGCAGGGGAGGUUGUAGACAUGAGGCUUGAUCUUAGUGAAUCCAGGACAAUAAUGGGGAAGGAAUGGAAUCCACCCACUGAGAGACUGGGUCUCAGCCGUAUACAUUUGAAGGCUGCUUGGAUCCAAGGGGUGAGGAAUAUGUCAGGAAUCUAGGAAGGCUUGAAUCUAGCAAAGAGUACCCAUCCCUCCCCCGCUUAGUUUUGAUCUCAGGCCUCUUCCUGCGGUCCUCAAUGCUACAGGAUGUUUGGAACAAGGCACAACCCUGAAGUUGACCUUGAUGGCUCCCUUGUCACCCUCUCCUUCCACCACCACUGCUACAUCUAGAUGGCCUCAGCAUCUGCUGCCUCUCCCACUUCUGUUACCCUCCCGGUCUUAGUCACUGUCCAGUACUAUAUGCAUAGUACUUGUGUUUCCAACCAUAUCGCUUCAAGUCACUUUUCUACAUAGUUUAGCCAGCUUUGGGGAAACAAAAAUGGUGUUUGGGAUCAAGCCAUUCCCCAAAGGCUUUCUUCCCUCUACUCUUGGAAUGAAACCCCAAACUCUCCUUGUGGCCUGCAUAGUGUCGUGAAGUUUAGCCGCUCCUGUGAUCUUUCUUUGCGGUGGUCCAACCCACCCCAUCCUUCCUGUUCUUUACUAACCCAGGCAGUUGGCAGGCUCCAGGUACAGGCUGGUCCCUCUUGUGUGCUGCAAGCAUUUUUCCUUUCUGUUGGCAGACUUGUCAAUGCGAUUCAGUCCUUGUAACUUUCACUCAAAAACAGUUGCUGCCUCAUCCACACCCUCCGAAGUAGCCCUUUCCACCAAUCCUGUCCUGCCUGGUGCCCUGAUGGUUUUCCUUCUUUUGUAUGACUUGGUGCUUUCUGAAACCAUCUUGUCUGACUAUGUGUUUGCUCCAGUGUCCGUGACAAGGGCAGUCGAGUGGGGAGCAGGAGUGGGAAUUAGGCCUGUUACCUGGUCGUGAGAUGGGGAUAGAGACUGCACUAGGCUGGUGGCCAUGUGUCCUAGAUGCACAGUGUGUGGGAGCUGCUUCUUACUGUUAGGAAUCCCGCAAAAGUUGCCAGUUUGAGAGAAGUUAGAUGUUGGCACCUUACUCUGUACGGAGGCACUAUUGUGAACUGUACCAAAGCUUGAUGGAGGAUGACACAGCCCAUCAGUCUCACUGGCACUUAAGGAGUCCUCCUUGCCUUUCCUUUUGCUGUCCUGGGAAUGGAACCCAGGGCCGGGCAGGGUAGACAGAUAGCUCUGCUGCUGAGCUCUGCUUGAACCCCUCACUAGGAGACGCUAGCCAGGCUCCCUGCCCAGCCACAGCCCCAGCCCUCUGGGCAGAUGCUUUGCCACUGAGCCUCUAGCACCAGUUUGUGAAAUUGAUGAAGAUUGAUUGUGAAAUUGAUGAACAGACUCGUUGGUGUGCCUUGCUCUGGGUCCCAAGUCAACUAGCCAGGACAAAGUAAGCUCUCAAUAAAUGGAGCUCAGACUAGAAGUAGUGACAAAACUUUUAAUAUAUUUUUUUUUGCACCCCACCCUCUAUGGUGGAUUCAGGCUUCUAAUGAGAUCAGCCUUACUGAGGGCCUGGUGGUCACACACAGAUUUGGGCUUCUGAAUACACGGCUCUGCCUCAGGCUUCUGUGUGCGUGUGGGGGUCUGAUGGGUAUCUGCUCUGGUUGUCAGAAGCAGCUGAGAAUGCUUUCACGUUUUCUGCCUUUAUGUUUUAAAAAGUAACUAGCAUUGUGGUUGCAAAGAGAAGGUAGUGAGCCCAAGAGUGCUGAGCUGCUUGCAGUCACAAGUCUGCUCCCUAAUCGGCCAAGUCCCUGGCCAUCACAGGCUACCAGAGUCAGUCUCCUCAUCUGUAAAAUGGGAAUAAAUGUUGUUCUGCCUA
Messenger RNA from Arvicanthis niloticus (Nile rat), 4369 nucleotides. NCBI's taxonomy places the organism in Eukaryota, Metazoa, Chordata, Mammalia, Rodentia, Muridae. The record is from RefSeq and is a predicted model, not a curated record.